UUUGACACAACUAACAAUUUUAGUGACAAGAGAGACGCAAAAAAAAAUUCGGAGAAAAAGAUCUCCAAGAUUUUGGGGGGAAAACGAGGCGGGGAAGUGCAGCUGGGAAGAAGGAUGAACAAUGAGGACGAGGAUAUGUUUUUUGUGGAUGACGAAACGGACGCUCUGAAAGUUUUCCACGCGUGGGGCCUUCAGUCGCGUACUAUUGAGCGUCUCCUGUACUGUGGCAUCACCAAGAUCAUCCACCUGAAAUUGAUGAUUCCCGCAGAUCUGGAUGUAGUCUUCGACGAGGCAACACGGCUUGGGGAGAAGAUCCUCUUUAGGGAUUCCCUCAGGACAUGGAGGGAACACAAUGGGCUGGGCCUGAUGACACAGGACAUGAUGAAUACGAUGGAGGGACAAAAUGUGGAAUCACCAACGAGCUCCCCGCAGAAUUCCGUUGAAUCCCGCAACAUGACAUCCACACCGUUGAACCUGUUGCAAAUCGCCGAAGGAUUUAACCUGCGUGAACUCCUUCGGAGUACACUGAAGGGUGUGAAGCUACUCGCAUCCUACGACAAGGAUCACACAUUGACGAGUUCUGAACAAUUGUACCUCUGCCACGUUAUUGUGGACUUUCACAUGGCAACACGGCAGAGGAUGACAUCCGAUGAGAUGGCAUUCUAUGCUAAAGAAAUCAUUAAAUCCUUCCCCACAGAGCAUGAGGUGAGAGAAAACUCUUCGAAAAAAAUUUCUAAAAAAUUGUUUGAUAAAAAAUUAAUUUUUAUUUCUUUCCUACAGAGCACAUACUUUGUUCGACGUCCUGCAGGAACGGGCAGGAAGCCACAGGGAAAGCUCUACUACCGGUAUGCAAAUACAAUUUUUAAAUUCAAAAAAGUAGCUGAAAAACGUCGUGAGAGUGGCCUUCUGGACUUUGGAUAGUCCACCGCGGUGCCCAUCAGGUGUAUCACAGAGCAAUCGAAGAGAGGCCCCAUCAAGUAUUUUCCUAUCACACGUGCUUUUGUAGAGAGGAUCCAUCUUCCUGACAACAUUAGCGGACUGAACAAAUCAUUAUAUAAAUAUUAAAGAUUCAUUAAUAAAACUACAUCCUUUUUACGAAAAAAA
Lutzomyia longipalpis is the source of this 1104-nucleotide messenger RNA. RefSeq lists its product as uncharacterized. The coding region runs from base 115 to 921 and encodes 268 amino acids. Lineage: Eukaryota; Metazoa; Arthropoda; Insecta; Diptera; Psychodidae. The transcript has 2 exons. The record is from RefSeq and is a predicted model, not a curated record.